This is a messenger RNA of Schistosoma bovis, 234 nucleotides long. The record is from the annotation of a GenBank genome assembly. NCBI's taxonomy places the organism in Eukaryota, Metazoa, Platyhelminthes, Trematoda, Strigeidida, Schistosomatidae.
AUGUCAUAUGAAUCUGUAAUUUUACCCAGACUAUCACUCAUUAUUCACUAUAAGUGUUUUUUCUUAGACAAUACUACUACCACUACUACUACUACUACUACUACUACUACUACUACUACUACUACUACUACUACUACUACUACUACUACUACUACCACUACUACUACUACUACUACUACUACUACUACUAAUAAUAAUAAUAAUAAUAAUAAUAAUAAUAAUAAAGUUAAUUAA